UGUGUGACAAAAGGAAAGGAGCGGUCUCUAAACUAUCCACUCUCUCUUCACAACAUUUAGCCCUUCUUCUCCUGAGAUUUCUCCAAGAAACAAAAACAAAAUGGCAGAGAAUCCAUGGCAGCCUCUUCUCCAGACCUUCGAGAAACUAUCGAAUUGCCUCCAAACCCAUCUCUCCAACUUCAUCAGCAUCAAAAGUACUCCUCGUUCGUCAUCCGCGAUCCAAAACCCCAUCUCCUUAGACUCUCAUCCACUAAUCACAACCAACAAUUCUAAUCAUCACAAACUUCCUCUCAAGGACAAGUCUAUAGGUCCUGUGACUAAAGAAGAUCUCGGGAGGGCUACUUGGACUUUUCUGCACACUCUUGCUGCGCAGUAUCCAGAAAGACCAACCAGGCAGCAAAAGAAGGAUGUUAAAGAACUGAUGGGGAUACUUUCUCGAAUGUACCCUUGUAGAGAAUGCGCUGAUCACUUCAAAGAGAUCCUAAGAUCGAAUCCUCCACAAGCUGGAUCUCAGGAGGAGUUCUCCCAGUGGCUUUGCCAUGUACACAACACCGUAAAUAGAAGUUUGGGGAAGUUGGUGUUCCCUUGCGAGAGAGUGGAUGCAAGAUGGGGCAAGUUAGAGUGCGAGCAGAAAAGUUGUGAUCUUCAUGGAACCUCUAUGGACUUCUAGACAUCAUUAUAUUUUUACAAAUUUACGACUCAUUUAUUUAACUCUUUUUGUAUUGGAAAUAUUAUUCCAACAAAGUAAAAUUAGGUUAUAUGUUAA
Molecule: messenger RNA, 766 nt
Organism: Raphanus sativus (radish)
Lineage: Eukaryota; Viridiplantae; Streptophyta; Magnoliopsida; Brassicales; Brassicaceae
Product: FAD-linked sulfhydryl oxidase ERV1
Exons: 6
Coding region: 101-670 (189 amino acids)
Cellular component (GO): mitochondrion
Molecular function (GO): flavin adenine dinucleotide binding; flavin-dependent sulfhydryl oxidase activity
Source: RefSeq, a predicted model, not a curated record